UCUCCAUACCCAGCUUCAGACAUCCUACGAAUGCGCAAUUCGCACAAACCAAAAUUGACGGCCUGCUCAUAAUAUCUGCAUACAUCCCUCCAAAUGUUUACAUGAGACGGGAUGCCUGGGAUCGUCUUCUUUCAAAUGCCGAGCGGCCAUUCAUCCUGAUGGGUGAUCUGAACGCUCACCACUCGCACUGGGGUCAUGCCACAAACAACACCAACGGCAGGGAGCUGAUGGCAGCCAUAGAUGCGCAUGGACUAGUCAUGCUGAACGACAUGCGACCAACCAGACUCAAACACGGUUCUCCUUCCAUCUUGGACCUGUUGCUUGCAUCGCCAGAAGCGGCGCUCAAUCUUAAGUUCCAGCACCAGACAAGACACCUUCGGAAGUACAGUGCUGAAUUGGAGCAGGAGUUCAACAACAACCCAGAUAUGGAUCUGGGCACCCUGACAUCUGUCGUCGUCGAGGCGGCCAAAGCCAAUUCAAAAUCCAAUCCAGCAACCAAGUUCCAUCUUGCCCUUGGUGGGACGACGAAUGUUCAAUGCCUGUUGCCAAACGGAGAAGGCUACUGA
Messenger RNA from Nicrophorus vespilloides, 566 nucleotides. RefSeq lists its product as uncharacterized. Gene Ontology annotation, molecular function: catalytic activity. The transcript has 2 exons. The record is from RefSeq and is a predicted model, not a curated record. Lineage: Eukaryota; Metazoa; Arthropoda; Insecta; Coleoptera; Silphidae. Bases 102 to 566 code for a protein of 154 amino acids.